AUGAAGAUCCUCUUCUUCUGUACGGCGCACAACUCGCUCUCGCAGCGGCUCUUCCUCGUUCUAUCGCGGAAGCAUUCCAUCACCGUUGAAUAUGCCUUGUGUGCAGAGAAGAUGAUUGAGGCGGCCGAUUUGGUCAAGCCACAUCUCAUCAUCUGCCCCUUCCUCACGUCUCUGGUGCCGCAGCAGGUCUACGAGACGUAUCUGACCCUCAUUGUACACCCCGGGCCUCCGGGGGAUGCCGGCCCAAGUGCCCUCGACUGGAUGCUGAUGGGUGACGACGGCACCGUGGCAGACAGUCAACAAUUACUGCGCGAUAACCGCUUCAACCCCGUAGGAAGAAGUCACUGGGGCGUCACCGUUCUGCAAGCCAUUGCCGAGUUUGAUAAAGGCCCCGUGUGGGCCUUUGAUCAGUUCCCCGUCAACAUCAAUGACACCAGCACAACCAAGUCGAGCCUGUAUAGGGGUCCAGUGACACAGGCUGCUGUUGCCGCAACGCUGGCUGCCAUUGAUAGAAUCGAAGCCGCCGCGUCUUUGGCAUCUACCCCCUUUGGAGCGCCUCUGUCGCCUCCUACAACUCCGAAGCCCGAUGGUACCAGCUCGAGCGUGGCGGGAGACACCUCCCCCGGUCUCUCUGCAGACAAGGAGUUUGCACAACUGUCAGUCACCACGUCGGAGCCGUUCCUCGGCGGCAAAACACAUCAUAGGCCGCUCCUCAAGGCAUCGGACAGACACUUUGACAUCAGGAAGCACACCGCCUCGACGAUAUCUCGAAGGAUCCGCAGUGCCGACUCCCAGCCCGGCUGUCUGAGCGACCUGUUUGGCCCCAAGCUCUAUCUGUACGGUGGCAUCAUUGAGAACCCGACCCUGCUCUCCUCCAACAGAGGUCACAUUGCACCGGGCAGCAUCAUUGCCGUCCGGGACGAGGCAGUCUGCGUUGCCACCUGUGACAACAAAGGCAUCUGGAUCACACACGUGAGACGAGUCAAGACCAAGACGGACGCUGCGUUGUGGCCAAAGGUCCCUGCCGCGUUGGGCCUCAAGCAGCUUGGUGUUUCUACCGGCAGCCCGUCGACAUGGUUCCAUUCGCUGCUCCCCCAGACACAGUCGGAGGAGUGGGCAAAGUCGUACCACGACACCUUCCAGGAGAUUUGGGUAGACUUCGUGACCGAUGGCCACAAACGGCUUGCCUAUUUGUACUUUGACUUUUACAACGGCGCCAUGAGCACAGAACAGUGCAGGCGCAUGGUCCGGUGUCUCGAGUACAUCCUAUCCACGGCCACGGGCCCGAACCAGAGCCUGCCCCUGGCGGCCGUGGUGCUCAUGGGCGGCAGCUCGUACUUCAGCAACGGCAUCCAUCUCAAUGUCAUCGAGUCGGCUGCUGACCCUGCGCUGGAGUCGUGGUACAACAUCAACGCCAUCGACGACGUUGUCGAGAAGCUGCUCCUGGACCUGCCCGCCCGUGGCGUCACCACAAUCUCGGCCAUCAGGGGCAACUGCGCCGCUGGCGGCGUCGCGCUGGCGGCCGCCUGCGAUGUCGUCGUAGCGGGAGAGCACGCCGUGUUGAAUCCGGCGUACAGGGCGCUGGGAUUGUACGGGUCUGAGCUGCACAGCGUCAGCUACCUCGGACGCUGCGGCGCCGAGGGAGCCAAGACGGCUCUGCGGUCCAUGACGCCACUGAGCGCAGACGACGCCCAAGGCAUGGGUCUCGUCGACCACGUCCUGCGCGUGGCCCCCGAGGCUCUCGACUCCGCUGUGCGAGCUCACGUCGAGGGCCUGUUCCCUCGCGGCGGCAAGCGUGGCCUGGCGCCGUCGGCCAAGGCCGGCUCUUGGAAGCGCAACGUGGACACGUCUCCAGCGGGCUUGGCCCUCGCCCGCGCGGCUGAGCUGGGCCAGAUGUCGAUGGACUUUUGGAGUGCCCGCUCCGAGAGGUACCACUCUCGCCGGAGGGACUUUGUGCGCAAGGUGAGGCCGUCGUCGACGCCGCUGCGGUUUGCGACGCACCGAAGGGAGAAGGGCAUGAUGGAUGAAGAAGAGCAGGACACGUUCGACUCGGUCGAGUGGUUUGUGGAGAAGACCAUGUGCAGUCUGAGGAAGGACAUUUCAGACAGAAUGGUUCGGUUGAUCAAGGACUUUUCCAGCGGUGAAAAAGGGACCAUGGCGCCGCGCCCAAGCGCCGAUCCCGCACCAGCCACAGCAAACGGCGACUCUCCUCCCGCCAGAAUCGGCCCUCACCCCGGCUUCAUCUCCAGCUCGAACCAAUACAGCUCCGAAAUCAAGAUCCGCCGCAUGCUCAAGGACAAUGGCUGCGAUCCCGCGCGAGAGGACAACUACCGCCUCCAGGGCGUCCAGCUGAUCAACAACUUUCGGUUAAACUUUCGCGACGCCGAGUACAGCCACCAAGAUGCCGCUCUGGCGUCGUUGUUCGUCGCGUGUAAAGUCGAAGACACCAUCAAAAAGUCCAAGGACAUUCUAGCCGCCGCGUACAAUGUCAAGAACCCCGAAAAGACGGUCGCCCCCGACGACAAGAUGUUCGAAGCGCCCGGGAAAAUCAUCAUUGGGCUGGAGCGCUUCAUCCUCGAGACGAUAGGCUUCGACUUCCGCACGCGGUACCCGCAGAAGCUGCUCGUCAAGGUGGUGCGGCGCGCGCUGGGCAAGUCGUCGGCCAACUCGCGCGACUUCUUCGCCACCGCGUACGACAUGUGCAUCGACAUGUACAAGACGUUUGUGCCCAUCAAGCAGACCACCUUCUCCAUGGUCAUGGCCGUCGUGGAGCUGACGGCGCGCAUGCGCGGCGAGCACCUCGAGCGCGUGCAGGACUUCGCCGCCGGCAGGAAGCAGUACAGCCGGGACGCCGUCAUGGAGACCAUGCUCGACCUGCUCGACCUGUACGUGCAGCACCACAAGUCGACCAGGAUCGGCGCCCGCUUCGACCUCGGCAAGUUCAUCGACAUCAAGAUCCGGCUCAACACCGACCUGGACAGCACCGCCAAGCCGAGGUACCUGUACCACUGCCACAGGUGCGAGGUUGAGGAGGCGCACCCGCUCUCGUCGACGACGGCGUCGGCUACGGACCCGACGACGGCGUCGAACCCCUGGCCGGCGGAUGCGUCGAUCCGGCGGACGGCGCGCGGUCAGGACGGCACGAUGCGCUUCGUGUUUGACCCCGAGGCGGCCAAGGACGAGCAGGAGACGGUUAGUCAGUUCUUCAAGGAUGAGUAUGAAGAGUACGAGGUGGAAGUCGAGGAGCCUGUCCCGCCGCCAGACAGAGACGAGGCGCCGCGUGGGAGGGGAGGAUACCGCGGCGGCUACAGAGAUAGGGGGGAUCAUAGGCGCGGCGGACCGUAUGGCGCAUAUCGUGGAGAUAGGUAUCAUUGGGGACGGGGGCGAUAUCACUAA
Metarhizium acridum CQMa 102 is the source of this 3396-nucleotide messenger RNA. Lineage: Eukaryota; Fungi; Ascomycota; Sordariomycetes; Hypocreales; Clavicipitaceae. The record is from RefSeq and is a predicted model, not a curated record.